UCCGGGGUCGCUUUUCUCGGCCUCCAGUAUGGCUCCUGCGCCUCUGGGGAGCCUUCGUGGCUUUGCACUGAUCCAGGGUCGGUUUUUUCCGGUCGUCUGUCCCACCGGGAGGCUUCCUGGCUGCUGUCAGACCCACACACUUUCCGCGGGAAACUCAAGCGUCGAUUCCCCGACAAACAAACAAGAAAACUGGGGCAGCAGCAGCAUGCCGUCUAACGUGGAAAUCAAGGCCAAGGUCAGCGACCCCCUGCAGUUCGCCAAGAUGGCGUCUGACCUUAGCCAAUCAGAAGGCAGCAUCAUCAGGCAGCACGACACCUUCUUCAGCAGCAGCAGAGGACGACUCAAACUGAGGGACUUCAUGGACGGAUCUGGUCAGCUGAUUUUCUACGAGCGUCCCGACACUGAUGGGCCCAAACUGUCUCGCUACUCCAUCAGUCCCACCUCGGACCCCGCCAGUCUCAAGGCCGUGCUGUCAGACGCGCUUGGGGUCAAAGGUGAGGUGCGAAAAGAGAGGCGUCUCUUUCUAAUUGGCCAAACGAGGGUCCACCUGGACACAGUGGAAGGACUUGGACACUACAUGGAGCUGGAGGUGGUGAUGCGUCCAGAUCAAAUGCUGGAGGACGGACAGCAGGUGGCCGAGGGUCUGAUGGAGCAGCUUGGCGUGGCCAAGGAGAGUCUGGUGACGGGCGCCUAUGUGGACCUGCUGCUCGAGGGACGCACCGGCUCUUAGAUCAAACACCAGCACAGAGUAACUACAAAACCCAAAACCAGUGAAAUUGGCACCUUGUGUAAUUUGUAAAUAAAAAGAGAAUACAAUGAUUUGCAAAU
Messenger RNA from Entelurus aequoreus (snake pipefish), 828 nucleotides. RefSeq lists its product as uncharacterized. The record is from RefSeq and is a predicted model, not a curated record. NCBI's taxonomy places the organism in Eukaryota, Metazoa, Chordata, Actinopteri, Syngnathiformes, Syngnathidae. The transcript has 6 exons. Bases 29 to 730 code for a protein of 233 amino acids.